CUCCUCCCAAUAACCGGUAUUAAUUAGACCCAAUAAAUACUCCUUCCAACUUCCACCACUCCAACCACACCGAUCUCUUCUACAACUCAACAACACCCUCCGCUGGUGUCUGAUCUUUCAACGCUUCAUAGCUAUCCACGUGUCCUUCCCACUCUCAAUAUUUCAUUAUCGCGCUCCAUGUUGAGCGAGAACAACUGAACUAAUUGAUCUGCGCAAAUCGUCUUGUCCUUGCGCGAAUCCACCGACAUCCUCAAAAACACAACAAACGCCUGAAUUGGCUGCGGCUCUUGCAGCGCCCAAUCAACCACAUUGUCACACCGACCUUUUGCUCCAGACUCGCCCACCACGGCGUUGUCAAGUUAUAACAAUCUCGACACUUCUGACGACAAGAUCUAUACCGCUCCACCGCCACCUCACUCUCCCAGCUCCGAAGCAUCGUCCGCUGGUUCUCCUUCCCAACGACCACCGCCCUUUUCUUCCCUCUAUUUUCCUACCGACGCCGAGCUCGAUCGAAUCAGAGCAACUGUCACCGAGACUGCUUGCGACUCGCUCCUAGCCAGUGCCCCGGCGCCCUCCUUUGAGGAGGCUCUCGCCGAAGACGAGGUCGAGUGCAAGGCCGAGGCCGAGACAAAAGCCGCACUACCUCCCGAUACCAAGGCGCAGUCUUCCAGAGCGGUUGAAGAAGGCGAGCCUCCGCCACCUUACACCGAGGGUUCAAGUCCGUUAGAUUCCUUUGCCUACAUCAUGGCGGCAGCAGGAGGUGCAGCCAGCAUCAUCACACAAGUUCAACAAACCCCCGGACCGCCGAUCAAUACAUUAGGAGCAGGAGAAGCCGCUGCAGAUGAACACAUCACUUUGGAUCUGAGGGGCACCCGCUUCACGCUUUCCAGAGAGGAAUUAUUGACAUUGCCCGAAUUCGUCCUACUCUCCCUCUUUCCCAAUGGCCUGCUACCAGACGGCCACAUGAACUCGUUUCAUGACGGCGAUGUCUAUCCCGUCGACUAUGACCCAGCAUCCCUGCAGUAUAUGUUAAACUUCUUCCGUGACGUCGCACAAUCAAUCCCUUCAAGAUCGCCUUCACCAACCACCCCCUCCGAGAAUGACCCCAUCUCAAUCGAACCACUUCAAGGUUCUACCAAAGACAUGCUUCAAGACAGGGCGGGGAUUAUUGUCUUGAGAGAAGACCUCGACUUCUAUGUCAUUCCUCCUCGCGCCGACAUUGAAGCGUUGGAAAUGACCGAAGUCAAGAGAGCAGCGGGAAGGUCAUUAGUCAAGCAAAACGGCAUCUUCUCGGGACUCAAACGGAGUGAAGAAGCCGGAACCACCGAGCAGCAUCUAAUAGAGAUGCUGACUGCCGGGGGAUUCAAUCAUGAUGACAGCUGGGGUCAUCGAGCAGGAGAACCAAACAAAGCAGUCAUCUGCAGUCUAGCCCUGGCUCGGUUACGGACAGACGUCAAGGGUGACAUCGCAGGCAGUAAUGCCGUCGGCAUGGCUCAGAAACUACUACUGUUCUGGCGAAAACCCGCGAGAAGAUGCUGGUGGGAAGGAGUAGAGUUGGAUGAUGUUGCAGGUGUUGAAGGCAAGGUGAAGGUCUGGAUUCGAAGAGUAUGGACUCUUGAAAUGAGUGUCAUCGGCUUGCGGUGAUAUGUCACUCGUACAAGGAUUCGGUUUAAAUCAACAUGGGCAUGGUUCGUUUCGGACAUCAUUCAAUGCCUGGCUCCUUUUUCGUGAUAUCCCUUUGUUAGGCAUGCUAGUGGAGUAUUGUGGAUAUGGAAUAUGAGGUUGUUGAGCGACAAUUGCCACAUAUGGCCUUGUAUAUCAAGCUCAAGUUUCGUGAGUGGAAUACACAUAUGGCACUUCUGGUGGUGAUUUUCCACGGGCAGAGACCGCUCCAUACACAAGAACAAGUCUAUUGUGUUCUAUCCUGUUUCUUCGAGGGCGAUGGUGAGGAAGUUUAUUUUUGAGAUGGGUGAUGUUUUAGUGUAUCAUAACUUAUCCCUGGUACGUGUGGUCGUCGUCGUCGUCGUCGUCGUCGUCGUC
Exophiala oligosperma is the source of this 2040-nucleotide messenger RNA. RefSeq lists its product as uncharacterized. Bases 745 to 1644 code for a protein of 299 amino acids. Gene Ontology annotation, cellular component: nucleus. The record is from RefSeq and is a predicted model, not a curated record. The transcript is spliced from 6 exons. Gene Ontology annotation, molecular function: RNA binding. NCBI's taxonomy places the organism in Eukaryota, Fungi, Ascomycota, Eurotiomycetes, Chaetothyriales, Herpotrichiellaceae.